CGGGGCGCCGCCCUCUCUGCCCCCAGUGCAGGUCCCAGGAGGGAGGGGCUGCCAGCCUGCGAGCGCUGCGACAGAAACCUGACAAAGCAUCUCGGGCAGUCGGGUCGGCCCUCGGGCCCGCGGCGGCCAAAGCAUGGACGCGGUGCUGCUAGAGCACUUCCCCGGGGGCCUGGACGCCUUCCCGUCCCCUUACUUCGACGAGGAGGACUUCUUUACCGACCAGUCCUCCCGGGACCCUCUGGAGGACGGCGAUGAGCUGCUGGCUGACGAUCAAGCCGAGGUGGAGGUCUUCAGCCACCAGCUGCACGAGUACUGCUACCGCGACGGGGCGUGCCUGCUGCUGCAGCCCGCGCCCCCCGCCCCGCCGCCCCCGCCCGGCGCGCCGGGGACCCCGCGGCGCCUGGCCAUCGGCUACAUCAACUCCCUCAGCGAACUGGUGCAGGCCGACCUGCCGCUGCGCGGUGGCGUGGCGGGGGGCUGCGGGGGCCCGGGCGGUGUCGGGCGCCUGGGAGGAGACAGCCCGGGCAGCCAGGCCCAGAAGGUCAUCAUUUGCCAUCGGGGCACCCGGUCCCCUUCCCCCAGCGACCCGGAUUAUGGCCUUCCUCCCCUCGCAGGACACUCUCUCUCAUGGACUGAUGAAAAACAACUCAAAGAACAAAAUAUUAUCCGAACAGCCAAAGUGUGGACCCCAGAGGACCCUAGAAAACUCAACAGCAAAUCCUCCUUCAACAACAUAGAAAACGAACCGCCCUUUGAAUUUGUGUCCUGAGGAGUCCCAGACUCGGCUGAGGAUCUGGUUUUGUCCUUGUGCAUAUUGUAUAUGUGAACAUCUAUACUGUAAAUGUAAUUUAAGAAGUACGUUUCUCUCAUGGCAAUCAACUGUUAUUUAUCUAUUUAUUACCUUGUUGAGUUAAUGAAAUAGAUGAUCUCUUAAAAUAUAUAAUUUAUAUAAUUUAUCCUGAUUUUCUAAAAAAAUAUGCAAUAGUUUACCAGCCCAAUGAACUCUGUGUUGCUGGAAGAACUCCAGCCAGAAAACGCCUUGAUUAUUUAUUGCCAGAUAUGGUUUAUUUCUAAGCGUUGUUAAUAAAUGCUA
Tupaia belangeri chinensis (Chinese tree shrew) is the source of this 1093-nucleotide messenger RNA. It is a transcript of the gene PTF1A, whose product is annotated as pancreas associated transcription factor 1a. Bases 134 to 769 code for a protein of 211 amino acids. NCBI's taxonomy places the organism in Eukaryota, Metazoa, Chordata, Mammalia, Scandentia, Tupaiidae. The transcript has 3 exons. The record is from RefSeq and is a predicted model, not a curated record.